AUGCUUCACCCAUUACUACCGGGUCAUCUUACUUCAUCAAGACACUCCCUCAACUCUCUUUCAAAUGAUAUCCUAUAUAUCAUCAUUGAAGAAUUGGAUUUUCUCUCCACAUUGUUUCUUCGUCUGACGUGCAGAUCCAUCUACCUAGCUUUCUCCGACACGAUCCUAUUCUCUUGUGUGUCUCUUCCAUCAUCAUUCACUCAACGACAAUUUAACAGCCUAUUUUCUUAUCUUCGGUCGACGCAAAAACUACGGUUAAUCCGUCAACUUACCUUCGACAGGUCAAAAGUUACCUCAGAUGCUGUAAUAAGUGUUCUUCGGGAUUGUGAAAAUAUUCAAUACUUGUGCAUUUUGGGAUGUAGGGACGUGAGUAUACCACCGAUUACUGACGCCAUUGUUGAUUGGUAUGAUGAGUAUGAAGGUUCACAUGAAGGAGAUAGUGCGUUCGGCAAUAAAAUAAGAAUGGGAAAAUUGGAAAAGAUCGUAAUGACGAGGUGCAUUGGCGGUAAACGGCAUUCAUUAUUUAUCAAGAAAAUCUUGGAGGAUUUGAAACGAAUGAAAGAUCAUCGGAAAAAAAAUGACGAGUUAAAUUCUGAUGCAUUCGAGUGUCAUUAUACUGGAGGCAUAAACACCAUUUCAACCAUUUCGUCAUCAAUGUCUGUUAUUUCCGCUGCCUUGUCAAAUAAUUCACCUUCAAUUUGUCUUCCCGCUCCGGUGACUAGCAAAGAAAUCACAGGUGACGACACAAACGACGGAAUAUUUCAAUUUCAAUCAUGUUCGGAUCCGAACUGUGAACCUUGCACCUUAUCAUGUGCUGAGUGUGGCAUAAAAUAUAAAUAUUGGGACGAGUUCUGGAUAAAGUGUCAUUGGUGCAAGAACAGGCAUUUCUGUGGCGCCUGCAUCACGGAAGCCUCAAGAAGGAGUGUCUUUAGGGAUUAUUCGUUUCGAUAUGAGAGGAUUAAAUUGUGUCAGUUGUUUGACGUGCCAUGUCCCAAGUGA
Molecule: messenger RNA, 999 nt
Organism: Acaulospora morrowiae
Lineage: Eukaryota; Fungi; Glomeromycota; Glomeromycetes; Diversisporales; Acaulosporaceae
Source: the annotation of a GenBank genome assembly